UUUUUUAUAAGUUUAAUAAGCUUGUUUUGUUCAUGAAGGAGCAGAUAGUUGGUAAACAACACAGUAAAGCAAUGAAAAUAAAAUUUUUUGUAAAGUUGCAUCCUAAAUUACUUGUUUAAAUCAGUAAUCUGUGUGACACUUUUACAACCAGCUUGUAAUGAGAAAUUUACCAUGUCUUAUGAGGCGUUACAGGAUAAUAAAAAGAAAGCAGAAAGUCUAUAUUUAAAGGAUUUCGUUUCCAAUUACCAACUGCCCCAAAUAGUCACUGUGGAAACAGGGUAUUACGACGCAGAUGAUGGUAUUGCUUUUAGCCAUGGAGAGAAAAUAAAGCUUCAUUCUGUCGAAAAGCAAUUAACAGCCUGUUGUUAUGAUAAACAUGAAAUAUUCCAUCAGAUACCAGCAAAAACCAAGGAAUUAAUAGCACUAGAAGAAGAUAAGUUAUACUGUGAAACACUCGGAGAGUUAAUCACACUUAUACCACUUCCAAGAUAUACAAUAAUUCAAAAUGGAUACUCUCCACUGCUGAACAAUGGUGAAGGAGGAAUAUGCAUUGAAAGUGAAGAUAAGUUAGAAAUCUUAAUCAACAAAGAUGAAAUAGCAACACAAAAACAAAGGAACUUUUUGACUCUACGCAAUGAGGAAGGAAUAGUGUUUGACCUAUCUUUAAGUUGUAAGGCAGGAUUUAAACCUCUUUAUUCACCAGAGAACUAUUAUCUCUCUGACAUACUACCAACCAAGGCAGAAAAGUUAGCACGCCCAGUGUAUUUUAGGUUUAAUAAUGCGCACAGUCCACAAUCAAACCUUCGUGUCUUGAAAUGUGAAGAAGUACGUAACAUGGAGUUUGUAACCGCUUCCGGUGAAGAUAGCACAAAACAAAAUAAAAUAAGUGUGCCGCUGGAGUUCCAAAUUAAGGUGAAACUUGUGGAAGAUGCAAGGAAAGUUGACAGGAAGAUAAAAGAUGAUGGACCGAGAGGCCAACAUGUUAAAGAAAUUGAAAAAUAUGUAGAAACGCCUGAAUUUGAUCAAAUCUAUGAACAAAUUUGUGAAAAGAGUGCACCUAUUACAAAGCAAUCAACACCUUCUCCGUCUAUUUUGGAAAAAAUCAAUUUUUUUGCUUCAAAACAACAUUCUCAAACACAAGAGUCAGAACAUCUUGUGAGUUCAGAGAAUAUAUAUACACCUCUAGUUGGUAUUUUCCAAAUUGAUGACCCCAAUGGCCCAACAGGAACCCAAUCAGCCGCGAUGAAAAACAUACCAAUGGAGAAAGAUGAUUCACAGAAAAAAGUAGCUAAAAUUGAUAACAUGACUGUUGGAGAGAUUUGUCAUGCAUUGAAAGAGUUAAAAUUGCAGAAACAUAUUAAAACAUUUAAGGAGAAUUUAAUUGAUGGUCAAUUUCUAUGCAGUCUCACAGAAGAAGAAUUCAAGGACAUUGGAUUAAACAAAUUUGAAAUAAAAAAACUUCUUAUUUACAGAGAUGGAUGGCGCCCAAAGUUGUAAUAAUACAUGCUGAUCAGAGAAUUUAUGUUUUAAAAGCGUUGAUAAGGAUAUGUGGGUUAAAUAAACUUUCUUCGUAAAGUAAUGACUUAUCUAAUCGGGGAAUAUUGAAAUUUUUUUGCUCAGACGUAUUUCAAGUGCUUCUAAAUCGAUAACCUGCAGUUUUUAAACGCAAUUAUUUAGAUGCUAGAACUUGCAUCAACAAUUAUAUUAAAAAUAUGUAUGGUAUACGUAAAAAGGUCCAACAAUAAAUCAAAAUCAAUCAAAGAAAGUCUUCAGUUCAACAUGAGAAAACAAAAUCAAACACAGUGUACAAGGAUAGAUAUGCACUUUAUAAAUGUCUGGAUCAACACUUGUUUAGUUAAUACUCCUUGUGUAUUUUUUCUUAAGUAAUGAAAAAAAGUAACGAGA
Molecule: messenger RNA, 1905 nt
Organism: Hydractinia symbiolongicarpus
Lineage: Eukaryota; Metazoa; Cnidaria; Hydrozoa; Anthoathecata; Hydractiniidae
Exons: 2
Coding region: 172-1497 (441 amino acids)
Molecular function (GO): protein binding
Source: RefSeq, a predicted model, not a curated record